AUGGGAGCACUUUCUCGAUUCAUAGCUCAUGUCUACACCCUUUUCUUAGUAUUCUUCACUGUCCUCUUCCUGGAGCUCGUAAUCUUGGUUCGCUCAGUCGCCGGAAGUAUUGGUUACACGACGGCAGCCGAUGACCACCCAAUGACCACCGCCCAGUACCUCAAAUUGAUUGACGAAAAAAACCCAGCGAGUCGGUACGAAACCGCCGGAUUAGAACGUAAAGACUGUUCGGUUUGCCUUUCUGUAUUCGACGACGGCGAUGAAAUCAGGAGAUUGAAAUGCAAGCACACGUUCCACAAGAGUUGUGUUGAUAAGUGGCUGGAGCAAGAUAGAGCGACAUGUCCGAUUUGCCGGAGUUUGGUGUUGCCGGAGGCGAUCGUGGUUAAAUACAGUCAACGGCAUCAGAUUCCACUGCAUCGCCGCCGCAGGGAGUUUUACGGUGGUAGCGAUGAGGAGCUCAUACUCUUGUUGACUUCUUUACAUGUUCAUAAAAAUCUCAAGAACAUCAUCAUUAUCAUCCAGAUCCAAACAAAAUCAUUGGUCCAUUCAAAUUACUACAGCAUAAUCACUUUCAGUAAAGGAGAUUUUCCAUCCAUCGAUUUCCUAUUGAUACACUCUUCAUGGUUUAUCACUUCCAGUUGGCACCGGUAUAGAGUUUUACCGCCUAUUAGGUGUCUGAUGAAAUGGCACUGUGAAUUCCUUUUGGGAUUGAAUGAUGAUUGUGUAGGAACUAUUAAGAGGCAUGAAGGGAACAAAACUCAAGAUUUUGAAGGCUUAUAUAAAGAGGGAGAGAGAAUAAUGUCAAGAACAAUCAAAAUUCAUAGCCAGGAAUUGUAUUAA
Molecule: messenger RNA, 840 nt
Organism: Lactuca virosa
Lineage: Eukaryota; Viridiplantae; Streptophyta; Magnoliopsida; Asterales; Asteraceae
Source: the annotation of a GenBank genome assembly